This is a messenger RNA of Fusarium subglutinans, 1278 nucleotides long. RefSeq lists its product as uncharacterized. The record is from RefSeq and is a predicted model, not a curated record. The transcript has 4 exons. Bases 1 to 1278 code for a protein of 425 amino acids. Lineage: Eukaryota; Fungi; Ascomycota; Sordariomycetes; Hypocreales; Nectriaceae.
AUGGUAUCAUCAUUAGUUCCCCAGAACCUCUGGCACCGAGACCGUCGAGGCGGAGAUGCUGGCAGAGAGCGAGAGAAAGACCCAGUUCGUUAUGGUAUCAACUCUAUCAAGAAAGGUGGCAAUGGCUUCUUUGUCAAUAUUCCUGGCCAGGACAAAGCAAUCAUCUUCACAGCAGGCCACAACCUUAUGGAUGAGAACGGCAAAAGGACCCAGAACCUUCGGGCCUGGUGGUCUGACCUUGGGGAGAAACACAAGGGGGUUGAGAUCCUUGAGAAUGAUACUCGCGUUAGCAAAGUCUUUUCGACCAAGCCUAACGAGGAGUCUGCCAUUGAUGACUUUGGCAUCAUAAUGAUCCCCAAGAACAAUAAUGAUCCCCCUCCCAGAACAGCCUUUGGAUUCGCGCUAAGACUUGCUGAGGAAGAAAGACUGGAAGGCAUCUGCAAUAUCUCCAGCUAUUUGACCACCGCCAAACCUGGCGAGCCGCCUACACGCAGUACAGGACGCUUCGUCAAUCCUAUACUGAAACAGCAUCAGCUUGAGUAUCUGACGUAUACUGAGGCUGGUGUGAGCGGCUCUGUGGUAUGGACUGGAUACAAUGGAUCUCCUGUAGCAGUGGCUAUCCAAAUCAGUAACUAUGGUCCCAAACGAAAGAGUCCCAAGUACGGCAGUCGUGGCUCCCGUAUAGACAUGAAGAUGAUGCGAGAGAUCAUGGAAUGGACUGGCGUCUACAAAAGGGCCGUUGCCAUCAUAGCACAACCACUCGGCAGAAAACAGCCACCUCCCCCACUGCCCCUCUGCAUGGCGUGGUCCGAACAAGACAAAGUUCUCCGCGUGCACGUCCAAGAUGACACUGAACCCACCGCUGAAGAAGCAACAUUCGAAGCCCUCCCAGUUUUUUCCGCAGCAAUGCUCCUUGGAAAAGAACCAAAGGAGGAGAUUGGCUUCGCACAGGUCGACAAGAGACCCAACGCUGCAAAGGACGCGAUGCGCUGGGUGUCGUGGAACUUUGACUGGAAUAACGUUAGUUUUGCUAGUGCCCUGAGUAGAGCGCGGUUGGUCAAGUGGGAAGUGAAGGGGCCAUGGGAGGGGAAGAUUGCUGGGAUGACGUUUAGCUGGGGUAAUACGAGGCAAGAGGUUGUGUUUCGGUUUGAUGAUGAGGUUGUUAAGAAGUGGGAGCUUGCCCUUCCUGAUACUGAGUACACCGGUAUUGCGUAUCAGGACAAAGGAGAUCCAAAGUUCCAGGAUUGUUAUAAGAGAUUUAUCAUGGAAGAUGCUUAG